UCUGGGAAGGGACUUAAGCCUCCUUGAGAAAGGAAGGGUGAAGGGGAUGCAGGGGGCGCUCAAUCCGGCGUGCCACAAGUUCAGAAAUUGUGAAAAGAAAUCAUAUAGGUACAAUCCUGGGGCAUUGCGUUUCUCACUUUAUCGGAUCCCAGGCACACCACUCCCAGCUAACACCCAACGACAACCAAUUUUAUAUACUGUUUUUAGUUUUGAUUUGUGACAUUUAAUGAAAGUAUGCAGCAAGGCUUCUUAUAAAAGCUGAUCGACGUACGCUGAAAUAAAACCCCGUUACCGCAGGAUGUUUCUGACCCUGUCAUAGGAUUCCUGGUCCACCGGUCGGUGCAUCCCCGGCGGUGCAGCGCGGACGCGCCAGGACACACAGUGCCUGUCUAGCCAAAGCGUUUCAAGAAGGAAGUAAUAGUGCAGUCCUAGGUUAUUCUCCAACCUUGUGCUGGCCUUUUGAUUUUUCUCCCAUUCUCCAGUCCUGGAGGAGGGGGCAGAAGGCAAAUUCCCCCGGGACGUAAACGCUUGGAUUAUCGAGAAAUAGCAACAGAGGAAGGAGUUGCGGUGGUAGAAAAGAGGGAGAAAAAGGUGUUUGUGGACAGAGCGCUAGAUCUGUCCCCCUACCUGUUAGCAGAGAACAAAAGAGGGCUGGCGUUUCCCAGAGCGAAACGCCGCGGACAGCUACUUUCUCUGCUAAACAAACUGCAGUCCUGAGCAGAACAAGAAAAUUACUCAAGGGAAGCGAGGGAACAGAGAGAAACAACCUAGAUUAUGCGGAAGGCAUCUUAAUUUAAUUAACUCCUUGAGAAGGCAGAGGCGCUGCACAGGGGCAGGAACUUCGCGGCGCUGUUCUCUGUUCACCCGAUCUAGUCGGGCCAUUUUUAUUUAUUUAUUUUUAAAUGAUCUCCUUAAAUCCACUUGGACUAUAGCUCUCUGAUUUAUGUAAAAUUCCACUGUGGCUUGAGCUGAAAUUCAGCGAGCAUAUUUAUCUAUCAGUUAUUUCUCUCAGACAACAACACACAGGUUUUAGUAGAUGACCCUUGACUACUGUAUAUUAGUUUUAGAUAAUUCAGUGUAAUAACACUGUUACCAAAAAGCAAGACUCCUGAUCAAAUUACUGCAUACUUUUCUUUUCUCCAACGUUUUGAAAGCUUCAUUGAACUUAGUAUGUACACAUCUCACUUGUUGACAGCCAGUGAACUAAAUUUUACAAAACUUAGUACAUGCCUGGAAAUUCCUGUGAAGAAGGCUGAUGAAAGCUAGCCUCAGCUCCACUGAAAUACUUAUGUCUUUUCAUUGGUUUAAGUUUCUUUCCUUGCAAAAUUAAAAAUAACCAAUGGUCCGAGAAAUGGUAUGAUAGAGAAAUGACAGCAAACGAUGAUAGCUGUUAUUGCCUGAAACAGUGUGCGAGAACUACAUGCUCAACUCCAGAUAAAACGAAAGUACUUUAGAUCUCUGCAUUGACUUAAAAUACCUUUUGACAUAUAUUUCCAGCAACUCAGGGGGAGAGUGGAAAUUUAAAUUCUCUAUUUGUGGCAAAAGUGUUUGGUGGAUAUUUAGGGUUGUUCUGUUUGUAAAAGGGUUUCAGAAGUCACCAGUGGUCUGCUCUUCUGUGAAGAAAUGAUUUGUCCUGCAAAUUAAAAUGAACAUACUAUGAAACAGCACUUUUGUGCCACCAUGAAGCUGAAUUAACAUUAACAGAGCCAAUUUUUAUGUUAUAAACCAUUGGGCGAAAAGGGAAAGAAGAUGGCACUGAACUUUAUGCUGGAAGAAUUAACGUUUAACCUUUAUGGCAGAGUUCACUUCACGCAUUUGGAAUUGAAACCACAAGUCCUGGUAGUCUUUCAGUUGACAACCCCCCCCCCCCAACCACACACACACCAUACACACAUAUACUCACGUAGAACAUAGUAGGAGUUGUACUUGCCUCCUGUAUUUAUUUCUGAGAAAUCUAGUCUGGGAAUACACCCAAAUAAUAAUUUUAGUUUCUCCUCUAUAGCAGAGUCUACUUUUUAACACUAGGGGGAAAAUAGUAUUUUGAAUCUGGAAAAUCCUCAUUAUGUAAAAAGAAGGAAAUAAAGAUAUAAUUUAUGAUUUUUAAUGGGAGAGGAAAUAAUGAGGUAGAUUACCAGAGAUGUUAGUAGAAUCCUUUUUUUUUUCACUAUCUCUCUAGGACAGGGCUUGAGGGAUUCCCAUUGAACAAAAACGAAUCCUGAUUUGUGGUGGGAAAGUUUAUUCCGAGUGGGGGUUUACAGUUUCGGUUGAAUAGUCUGACUGAGCCCCUCUGACUGUUACACACCUCUCAUUAACUCCGGGCCUGAGCUUCCAGACCGCAUUACACCAGGCAGAAACGGUUCAUUAAUAAAUCCCUGUCUCUGAGCCUUUCCAAACAGAGAAGGAGGGAGGGAAGGUGUGGGCCUCAGGGAGGCAGCCAGAUUUUGCCUUGCCAGAGCGCUGUGUCAUCAGUGGGGCCCCCUAAGUCUGCCCUCAGAGCCACUGGCAACACAAUACACUAGAUAAGAAAAUUCAGGCGCAGAAAGGGGUGUGUGGGGAGAAAGGCGGAACAAACUCCCCCAUCUUUCUGCGGAGUUCCAAAGCCAGGCACAAAAGAUGAUGUCUCAGGCGGCCUGUCUGCUCCUCAUCAGGGAAAGCGCUCUGCUAUUAGUCCCGCACCUGGGGAGCCGCCCUCAGAGGCAAGGCCCAGGCCCGCCGAGCGGCAGAACCCUCUGCUAUAAAGGGGCUGACAAGUGGGAGAAGGCAGGCCAACCCUGAAUGCAGGGUUUCUCUGCGUGCUGUUGUCUCUCUGGGUUUUCGCCGGAGCCCCACACCCACUCGCCUCUGAGAUCUGGAAGAAAGGGGCGGCUCUUUCCGCCCCACAGCACACCGGAGAAUGGGGAGCAAGGCCCUACCGGCGCCCAUCCCGCUCCACCCGUCGCUGCAGCUCACCAAUUACUCCUUCCUGCAGGCGGUGAACACCUUCCCCGCCGCAGUGGACCACCUGCAGGGCCUGUACGGUCUCAGCGCCGUGCAGACCAUGCACAUGAACCACUGGACGCUGGGGUACCCCAACGUGCACGAGAUCACCCGCUCCACCAUCACCGAGAUGGCGGCGGCGCAGGGCCUCGUGGACGCGCGCUUCCCCUUUCCGGCUCUGCCCUUUACAACCCACCUCUUCCACCCCAAGCAGGGAGCCAUUGCCCACGUUCUCCCAGCCCUGCACAAGGACCGGCCCCGUUUUGACUUUGCCAACUUGGCUGUGGCCGCCACACAAGAGGACCCCCCUAAAAUGGGAGAGCUGACCAAGCUGAGCCCGGGGCUGGGUAGCCCCAUCUCGGGCCUCAGUAAAUUGACUCCGGACAGAAAGCCCUCCCGAGGGAGGCUGCCUUCAAAAACAAAAAAAGAGUUUAUCUGCAAAUUUUGCGGCAGACACUUUACCAAAUCCUACAACUUGCUCAUACACGAGAGGACCCACACGGAUGAGAGGCCGUACACGUGUGACAUCUGCCACAAGGCCUUCCGGAGGCAAGAUCAUCUGCGGGAUCACAGGUAUAUUCAUUCCAAAGAAAAACCCUUCAAAUGUCAGGAGUGUGGGAAAGGAUUUUGUCAAUCUAGAACUCUAGCGGUUCACAAAACUUUACACAUGCAGGAAUCUCCACACAAAUGUCCCACAUGUGGAAGAACCUUUAAUCAGAGAAGUAAUCUGAAAACUCACCUUCUCACCCAUACAGACAUCAAGCCCUACAGCUGCGAGCAGUGCGGCAAAGUGUUCAGGCGAAACUGUGAUCUGCGGCGGCACAGCCUGACUCACACCCCGCGGCAGGACUUCUAGAGAAGCCCAGGAUCUGUCCCGUGCCGCCGCUGCUCCCCUCCCCAGACACCUCUCCACGCCUCCCACCCCGGGGUCCCACCCCCAACCCUUCACUGACCCCAGCUCUUCCCUUGCUGCAGCGCACCUGCAGCUCCAGGGAGUUUACUUCUGAGGACUGAGGACUGUAGUGGGCCACACACGUACAUCCCUUCACAAAGAGCAUAUGCUAGUUUCCUGUAGAUAUUCACAGCUCAUUUUAGAGCUCUGUACAUAAUGUCGUGGGUCUUUGUUUUAUUGUUUUGUUUUUGUUUGUUUUUGUAUCUUGUUGGAUGCACCUAAGUAUGGAAAAUGGAAGCCAAAUUUAUCUUUAAAGACUGUAUUUUCAAAAUAAAAGUUUUUCUUGUCUGUUUCAACA
Pteropus alecto (black flying fox) is the source of this 4226-nucleotide messenger RNA. RefSeq names its product odd-skipped related transciption factor 2 (gene OSR2). The transcript has 4 exons. Gene Ontology annotation, biological process: urogenital system development; regulation of transcription by RNA polymerase II; embryo development. NCBI's taxonomy places the organism in Eukaryota, Metazoa, Chordata, Mammalia, Chiroptera, Pteropodidae. Bases 2894 to 3832 code for a protein of 312 amino acids. Gene Ontology annotation, molecular function: DNA-binding transcription factor activity, RNA polymerase II-specific; RNA polymerase II transcription regulatory region sequence-specific DNA binding. The record is from RefSeq and is a predicted model, not a curated record. Gene Ontology annotation, cellular component: nucleus.